AUGGCAUUCAUUCUGUUCAUAGUAGUAUAAGAUGAAGCAGCUGCCAUAUUUUGUUAAUUGUGCUAAGACAGAAUGAUUUUGAAGAAUAAUACCAUAAGAGUUUUCUUUUACAUGAAGAAUUUUUUUUCUUAAGGAAUGGAAUCAGUUACCGACGGAGAUUAUGGCCACAUUUAGUGAUCGAUUUUUUAUAUUUUUCGUUUUUUCCUAUAAUAUAAUUUAUCUUAUAAGUCUAUAUCUUAUAAGAUAUAUAUAAGUUAUCCGGCUUCGUAUAUUAACAAAGACCCUAUUCUAAUUAAAAUAUUUAAUGAUCGAGCUUCUAAGCGUGCAUUGUCGAAACAUCUUUUUUCUUGAAGGAGCGUCUCUUUUCCUUAAUUAAGCCAUAUAUGUUUAUGUUAAAUAUUUUUUACUUUUCUUUUGUUCGGUAUGAUCCAAACAAAGUUUGUUUUAAACCUUUAUCAUCACCAAGUCAGCUUUAAGAUAAAAUAAAAUAAAAUAAAAUUACUACUAGAAGCAACCUGACAUUGAUUUAAAAAUUUAUCUACCUGAUUAUUAUUUGUUAGGACCGAUAUACAGUAAUUUGGGCACAGAAUACCUGAAAUAGAUGAUUAUGAUUUAGCUGCUGAAUACUUAGAGAAAACUUCAGCAAUUUUUAUCAAAAAUUAUGGUGAAAAUGAUCCUGUUGUGGCUGCAACACACAAUUUAGGUAUACUCAAUUUAGGUAUACUCUACUCAUGUAAAAAUGAUUAUGAAAUGGCAAGAUGUGAUGAAGAAAAAUCACUAGAAAUACGAGAGCUUCUAUUACCAAAAGAUCAUCCUGAUUUAGCUGAGUAG
Messenger RNA from Didymodactylos carnosus, 831 nucleotides. Lineage: Eukaryota; Metazoa; Rotifera; Eurotatoria; Philodinida; Philodinidae. The record is from the annotation of a GenBank genome assembly.